Molecule: messenger RNA, 348 nt
Organism: Empidonax traillii (willow flycatcher)
Lineage: Eukaryota; Metazoa; Chordata; Aves; Passeriformes; Tyrannidae
Product: gastrokine-1-like
Exons: 3
Biological process (GO): regulation of cell population proliferation
Source: RefSeq, a predicted model, not a curated record
AUUUUGACUGCAGUCCUUCUAGGACUCGUCCUGACUCCAGCCUUUGGUGAAUAUUCUCAGCAGAGUGAUAACAACUGCCAGAUCUCUGUUGGUGGAGUCUUUCAAAAUAUGACCAUCAGUAGUCAAACCCGUGUGGCAGUUUUUGAGCAAAGAAGCAACGAUUUGUCAUGGAAAACCAUCUGGAACUACAACACGGGCAUCAUUGCAACCAAAGUGAUGCAACAGAACACCUGCUACAUUUCCAUCAUGAACAAAAACAAGAUGCCCACGUUUGACGCUCUCUUCAGACUGGCCAGUGAGAGCAGGGUAAGAUUAAAAGCAGAAGUUGCCUUGGUUGUUGUGGAGUGA